Molecule: messenger RNA, 2270 nt
Organism: Thermothelomyces thermophilus ATCC 42464
Lineage: Eukaryota; Fungi; Ascomycota; Sordariomycetes; Sordariales; Chaetomiaceae
Exons: 7
Coding region: 492-2204 (570 amino acids)
Biological process (GO): lactate catabolic process
Cellular component (GO): mitochondrion
Molecular function (GO): D-lactate dehydrogenase (NAD+) activity; D-lactate dehydrogenase (cytochrome) activity; FAD binding
Source: RefSeq, a predicted model, not a curated record
UAUGGUUCUGCCGUAGUGUAGUUCUCUCGAUUCUCUUUCUUCGCCUCUCUUACGGAGUAGUCGUUUCUCGGUGGAAAGUUGCUCCACUCUUUGGGCCUCUCUCUCACACAAGACUCUCUCUCUCCCCCCCUCGGUUAUAUACACACACACUUGCACACGCACACACAAACACACACACACACAAAAAAACAAACAAACAUUCAAAACUAAGGAAAGGGUCGAUCUCGGCUAGAACCCGCUCUGCCCCGUUGUCGGAUGUGUCGGUCAGUGCCGGCCAAGAGACACUAACGAGGCCAUUCCGGGCUCGCUCCGCCCAGGGAUUUCGGCUGGCUGAAAAAAAAGAGACUCUACAAGUAGCCCAGCGCGGCCAAGUCCCGCCGAAGACGGGAAGCUAGUUAACCCAGUCACAGGGGGUUCCGUUGUUACGAUCUGCCAACCCAGAGAAACAAGCGGCUUCCGCGCUGUGCAUCCUGCGGCUUGUCAAACCCUGCAUGUCGGCAAACAGAUUCGUCAGGGCGGCGAGGCCUCUUGGCCGAUCCCUGGCCGGCACACUCUACAAUUCCGGCCCCACUGUCCGGCGGCGCUUCAGCACCACUUCCGCUUUUCGGCGUGCCGCUGCCAGUGGCGACGGCCAGGCUUCUCGGACCGCCUCGGCAUGGUCGCUGCCGGCCGUCAUCGCCCUAGCCACAGCGACCGGCUUGCUUGGCUGGGGCGUGUCCGAGCUGGCCCAUCGGGGCUUUCCCGGCUCCGUGCUGCUUGACGGCGCGUUCCCGGCACCCCGGUAUGCGAGCAUGCGCGGGAUGGAGCAGGCCUUGGAGGAAAUCCGUCAGGAAAUCAGAGAGGAGGAUAUCAUCUCCAUCGAUCCCGAGGAUCUGCUCGCCCACGGAUACUCCGAAUGGUCGACAGUCAACCCGGAAGGGCUGCCGGUCGCGGUGGCUUACCCGCGGUCGACGGAGCACGUAUCAAUUAUCGCACGCAUCUGUAACAAGUAUUGCGUGCCAAUCAUCCCCUACUCGGGCGGUUCGAGCCUGGAGGGGAACUUCUCUGCCCCCUUUGGCGGCAUCAGCGUCGACUUUGCCUACAUGGACAAGAUCGUCCAAUUCAACAAAGAGGAUAUGGACGUCGUGGUCCAACCGAGCAUUGGCUGGCAGGACCUGAACGAGCAGCUCGCCAAGAUGGGCAGCGGGCUCUUCUUCCCCAUUGACCCUGGCCCCAGCGCCAAGAUCGGCGGCAUGAUCGGGACCAACUGCUCCGGCACCAACGCUGUCAAGUACGGGACGAUGAAGGACUGGGUGAUCAACCUGACCGUGGUCCUGGCAGACGGCACCGUCAUCAAGACGAGGCGGCGACCGCGCAAGUCGUCGGCAGGCUACAACCUCAACGGCCUCUUUGUCGGUUCCGAGGGUACCCUCGGGCUCGUAACGGAGGCGACCCUCAAGCUCGCCGUUGUCCCGGAGGAGUUCUCCGUCGCGGUCGUCACGUUCCCGACAAUUCGAGACGCCGCCUCUGCCGCCGCCGAGGUGAUGCAGUCCGGAAUUCCCGUCGCCGCCAUGGAGAUCAUGGACGAGGUCCAGAUGAAGGUCGUCAACAUGGGAGGAGCGACCGCGCCGAGGGUUUGGAAGGAGAUGCCGACUCUCUUCUUCAAGUUCUCCGGAACCAAGGCCAGCGUCAAGGAGAACAUCAGCAAGGUGCAAAAGAUCACGAAGGCCAACAAAGGAAGCAAUUUCGAGUUUGCAAAGGACGCCAGGGAACAGAAGCUGCUUUGGUCCGCCCGCAAGGAGUCUCUGUGGUCCAUGCUUUCACUGCGCAAAGAUGGCGAGGAAGUCUGGAGCACCGAUGUAGCUGUACCAUUCAGCAGGCUUGCCGACAUCAUCGAGGUCAGCAAGAAAGAGAUGGAUGAUCUGGGCCUCUUCGCCAGCAUCCUCGGUCAUAUCGGGGACGGUAACUUCCACGAGAGUAUCAUCUACAACCGGCAGGACCCGGUAGAACGGGAGAAAGUCGAAACCUGUGUCAAGAACAUGGUGAAGAGGGCGCUGGAGAUGGAGGGCACCUGCACCGGCGAGCACUCCAUCGGCUGGGGCAAAAAGGAAUCCCUCGUCUGGGAGGUCGGGCAUGAUACGCUUGGGGUCAUGAAAGCCAUCAAGACAGCCCUCGACCCUAACUGGAUCAUGAAUCCCGGCAAGAUAUUUGACAGGCAGCGCUAAGGAACGCGUACCAGCUCUCUUGCUUACCUAAGGUGCUUUACCUACGCGGCAUUGGACCACCCACGU